UUUUUCUUCCUUUAUACCUUUCUCCGCCUUUCCGCCCUGCUCCAUAUUAAUAAAGGCAAAUUGCUUCCAGUUCUCAUCCAUCCCACAAAAUUAUACGCGAUUCUCUCAAUAUAUAUCUUUCCCCACUCGCACGGCAGUUCACCCGUAUAAAAACAUCAGCCGAAGGAGAAGAAGAAGAACAAGGAAGAAAUCGCAGAGAGAAGAAAAGCGUAAACCAGAGGGAAAAGAUGGGGAAAGACAAGACGAUCGGAGUGGCGAUGGACUUCUCAGGCAGCAGCAAGAACGCGCUGAAAUGGGCACUUGAUAACUUGGCGGAUAAGGGUGACACCAUCUACAUCAUCCAUGUCCAUUCCAACGAACUACCCGAGGGUAAAAAUGAACUCUGGGGCAAGGCAGGCUCUCCUUUGAUUCCGCUGUCGGAGUUUAGAGAGCCGGAGAUUAUGAAGGGGUACGACUUGAAGCCAGAUGCCGACGUUCUCGCUCUGCUCGACACUGUUACCAGGCAGAAAGAGAUCAAAGUCGUGACGAAGCUUUACUGGGGAGGAGACGCGAGGGACAGGAUCGUUGACGCGGUCGAAGGGUUGAAGCUGGACUCUGUUGUCAUGGGAAGCAGAGGGCUUGGAACUGUGAAGAGGAUACUAAUGGGAAGCGUGAGCUCGUAUGUGAUGAACGCGGCUUCUUGCCCAGUCACCAUUGUCAAGGAUAAGCACUGAAAUCAGCAGCAGCCAGCGAGAUGAGGCUGUGGACGAUUUGGGUUUGGAAUUUGGGGAUGGACUUUUAGAUGUGUGUUUUUUUUAAUUUCAUGAAUCUUGAUUUGGACGGUUUGUUGUUUUCUAAUUUCUAGACUUGUUAUCAUCAAAUGGGUUGUUUUGAUUUCUGGGGAAGGAGGAGGAAGGAGAGGAACAUAGCAGUAGCAGUGAUCAUUUCCACACCCUAAAUCUUCCUUCUUACUAUGUAAUAGAGAGCAAACCUAUGGGCCUUUAUUUUAUCAUCAUAGAGAUUAGAAUUAUAAUAAAGGAAAACACAAACGUCUUUGUAUUAUCGAGAAUCUCGACUAUUUUUUAUUGUAGAAUUCAUUACCAAACCCCACAAGUGUCCCAGCAGCCGCAGACAGUGCUAUGGGAGAGAGUCCAUGAUAAUUAUGCAUAAUCUCCCAUCCCAUGUGAGUCCCAAAUAAUGUUUCUAACACUUUGGUUAUAUUUCUUUCGUUUUAAGUUUUAAUUUUUUAUAUAGAUAAAUCAGAUUAAUUGUGCUAUUCAAAAUGAUAGCAACUUUG
Molecule: messenger RNA, 1276 nt
Organism: Linum tenue
Lineage: Eukaryota; Viridiplantae; Streptophyta; Magnoliopsida; Malpighiales; Linaceae
Source: the annotation of a GenBank genome assembly